UUUAAGAAACAGAUGCGAAUUUAAGCACACAGCUCGGAAUCUUGCUUAAGUUCUCAAGUGCUGAAGAUGAGAGCGCAGUUUUGUACAAGUGGACAUGUUGUCAUUCAAGUCUUGGUGGUCUUAAGCAGUAUUGAUACUGCCAAGGCAGAAGGUGUGUGGCUAAUUAUGAUACAGGCUGAAUAAGUUUUCCCAGACGGCGUUUUCCAAUCAGUGGAAACCUUUUCCAGACAACUUGGUGUAUAGACUAUAGUCAAUCAGUUUUUCUUUCCACAACCAUGUAUACUAAAAUAUAGCGGUUGGCAUAAAAUCCCGUGCAUAAGAGUUUUCCUUGAAACAUUUUUCAAUUGAAAUUUUUUCCAGACUGGUUGACAAGUUUUCCGUACUAAUUUUUGCAAUGGAAAACUUUUUGCCUGGCUUAUGAUAUAUAUAUAUAUAUAUAUAUAUAUAUAUAUAUAUAUAUAUAUAUAUAUAUAUAUAUAUAUAUAUAUAUAUAUAUAUAUAUAUAUAUAUAUAUAUAUAUAUAUAUAUAUAUAUAUAUAUAUAUAUAUAUAUAUAGUCAUCAACCCAAGGUUUUCUUCACAAAUGAAGUACGUGAGUUGCAAUUACAGAAUGUUUCCAGUAAUUUCGGUAAAUUUUCACAUUACAAAUUUCUCCAAGCUUAUAAGCACAUACAGUUAUAUUAUAACUUAUAGCGUUUUGAACAUCCAACUCUAGAAAUCAACUUCUUGACUUGUUAUACAAUAAUUAUGAGUGGUUAUCGUUAUUUUUAUUGCAGACUUUGUGGCUUGUGACAAUUUCAUAAAUAACAUGACAUGUACAGGAGAAAAGGCCAUGAUUUGUAUCAAGAGUAUUGAUCAGAUUGGCACAAGCGGACGUUAUAUGUGUCCUGAGGUCCCAGAUGCAACACCAAACAGCAAUUGCAGUGUGGAGUUGGUGAAAAAGUAUAUCUUUGAGAAAUGUAAUGGAGAAACGAAAGACUGUAUACUAUUCGAAAAGAAUACAGACAUUUCUCCAUAUUGUGAGAGAGCAUUUAAGUUUGUUGUGAUGUCAUAUGACUGUGGUGGGUAUUUUAUUGCGUUUUAUAAAUAGAGAAUAAUACAUGGGUGCGCGGAAAUAUCAGACUUAUUUCGAGUGUUGAACAUGAUAUAUCAUGAGUGAGCGCAGCGAACGAGUGAUAUAUCAUGUUCAACACGAGAAAUAAAUCUGGUAUUUCCAAGCACCCAUGUAUUUUUCUGUUUAUUAUAUAAAGGACAGUCUUUGAAAAGCAAUAUUUUUUACAGAAAAGCGAUAAUUGAAAAGCGAUAAUUUUCACAUGUGAGAUUAUCAUGAAUAAUCUCACAUGUGAGAUUAUCACUUUUAUCAGUGCUCGAAAUCUCUAUAAAGCAUUAUACUUUAUAUAACAAAUAAUGAUAUAUUACUUCGUUCCAGAAAAGAUCCACACUCCCCCCUCCCCAACUGACAAAAUUUCUGCUGUCCAGAGGGGGAAGUGUAUGGACAAUACCCAAAGCAGGUAGGGGGGUUAAAUUUUAAAAAAUAAAAAAUUAAUAAAUUAAAUUCAUUAUUAAAUAAUAAUUAUUUAUAAUAAUUAUUUAUUAUUAUUAUUAAUAAUAAUAAUAAUAAUUAUUAAUUAAUAAUUUAUUAAAUUUUUGUUUCCGCAAACAAAACUAUUAUAUGUUUUAUCGCCAUGCAAACAUACAAAGAACUUGGUUACGAAAUGUUGUAAAAUACAGAAAAUAUAGCUUUGCAAAGUUUGCAUAUUUUCAGUAUGUUUGUAUUGCGUGCGGAAAUUGUUACCAUUUUUGAGCCAAAAAUGGUAACAAUUUCUGCACGUAAUACAAAUAUAUACAAAAUUUGGUAACUUUGCAAGGCUAUAUUUUCCAAGUUUAUUUGUUUGAUUCCCUUCUCUUUACUUAGAUUAAAAUUUAGUUUAACAUGCAAGCUAGUUGUCCAUUGUAUAUAAACAAUUUUGUCUAUUGUAAAUAUUCAUUCCAAUUUAAAAGAAUGAAGUUACAACAUUAGCCAAAUUUGUGUGUUUAUACUCUUGCAACAACAUUUUGGCAUGUGGAAUUUUGUGAAAACGAACUUUUCUUUGACAAAUAAUAACAGUUUGAAAUCGAAUAGUAGCUUCACUGGAUUUGUAGUUGUGUACGAGUAAUAUUUUCAAAUAGGCAUUUCACUGUGCUCUAAAUUAAAGAUGAGGUCAAGUCUGUUCUGCACAUGGGCUAUGCGAGGUUCCUCUGAUGUAAAACAAUAUCCAAAUUUCGUGUUGUUUCGACAUUGUUCAAAAUUGAAACUCUAAAUAUACUAAUUUGAAACUCUAAAUAUACUAAUUUGAAACUCUAAAUAUACUAAUUUGAAACUCUCAAUAUACUAAUUUGAAACUCUAAAUAUACUAAUUUGAAACUCUCAAUAUGAAUAUAAUGUUUUCAAAAUGUAACGGACUUCACCGCCUCUUUAAGUAACUUUUUAUUUGUACUAAGACUUCAAAACUAUUCUAUUCUAUGCUAUAAAUACAACGCACAAAAUAGGCACAAAAUUUGCAAUAUUCGCGUGUUCUAUUUUGCAGUGUCGUCACCCUCGGAAUGCUCAACUCUUGAAUCACCAAAAGAAGAAACAACAACGACCACUGAGCCCUUACCUUUGCUUUCAAACGACAUGAUGGCCCAGAAGAUAAAGUUACCCACCACAAUUUCGCCAACAAAAGCAACGAAAACUCCAACCAUGAACGAAAAUAAAAAUUCCACUUCGCGACUCGGCGAAAUUCCCGCCACGACCGCGCUGGAACCUGGAGACGAAAUUUUGCGAAAUUUUUCAUCCUCGGUCCCAAUGCCCACCAGCCACGCGCCAAAUUCUCGGAAAAAAUUCAAAACGUGCGCACGGAAAACGACGAGCACGACUAUCGCUACAGUUUCUUCGACAACAGGAGUAUCCUCGACAAAACCUAGCAUAGUUGAACGGAAUGCUGGUCAUAGUGUUUUGAACACUUGUUUUCCUUUAAAAUUUUAUGUGAUGGUUGUUUCAAGUUUGAUUGUCUUUCAAUAUUAUAGCUGGGUUUCGCUAAGCACCAGUGGAUGGUGAUAAACUUACAGUUUUUGCCAGUGAGAAAAUCGUAUAUAUUUUUUCCCACUAUAUUAAGUAGUCUUGCAUUUGAGGACCAUUGGAUAGAAAUGAGUAAGUUUCAUUUACUUGCUCUUGUGAAUGUCGAUUACAGUUGACCACCUGACAUUGGCGUAGCCAGCCCGACAAUUUGGUCAUGCCAUGCAAAUAUUUCCGUGUUCAUAGACAGUGAAAAAAUCAAUUUCGAAAGAAAUUAAUGAUGAUGAUUUAAAAUUUGCAUAGCAUGACCAAAUUUUUUAAUCAACUUUGAAUGGGGAUAUAAAUAUUAUUGUAUUAUGUAUAUAUAUCUAAAAUAAACUGAAUAAUUAAAUGGUUUGCUAUGUCAAGAAUGGUCUUCUAAAGGAACUGUAAACUUUAUUUUUUGCACGCUCAAGAUGAAGGCACUUCGGAUUUCGAACUGCCUUCAUCUCCAACUUCCCAUGGUAAUUACCACUGCCACUGGCCAGUCGCGGUCCUAAUUAGCUUCAGAUUUCCCCCCCCCCCCCCCCCACCGAUUUUUGCACAAAAAGGAUGAAAGCUAUAAAAUUUUGCAAGGCUACAUGAUGCCACAAUUCUUCAUAAAAAACAUGCACAAAUAAAGUAUUUAAAACCUACUGUUCGAUUACAAAUCUGGGCUGUGCUUCCCCAUAAAAUGUUCCACAUUUUCGCCCAAAAUAUUUCCACACAAACCAGUAAUUUUAGAUCUAUUUAAUAAAAGAUCAUUUAACUCCAAAGAGUUUCGUAAAAGAACAUUUACAUUUGGAGAUGAUGCAUGCAAUAUUGUAUAGAUAUCUUUUUACAAUAAUAUACUACAGGUCGCCUUUUUCGUAAGACGACCAAAUUUAUAUAAUUAAUGUCUCCACAUUUCGUCCAAAGGACUGCAUAUAAUUACAUGUUUUAAAAACUCUUUAAACUCUUAUAUAGUAAGGCAUAAUUUACAUAAAUUAUAUUACAAAUAAAUAUUUGCGAUAAAUUAAAUCGUUUUAAUGUGUUCUAAUUGUUCCUUUUGUUGUCAAAAAGACAUUGAUCUCUAUAAAGAACCUGGAAUGAUGGAUGGAUGAAGAGUUGCAGAGAUAAAGACGAUCAGCCUGACAACAUGAUCAUGAAAGUCUCAAUUCAUGUGAGAAUAGACAAUCUUAUAUCUGCGACUUUUCAUUCCUAGAUACAUCAUUGAGCACAACGACUACAUUAAUCUAUAGUCUAAUUCACGCACAACGUAGUGUCCAGUUAUUUAUGGAGUUCAAUGUCUCGUAACAGUUGUCGGUUAGUCAAUAUGGCCGCCACACUUUGGGUGAUGUACUUCGUACAGCCUCGGUUUCGAGUUUGAUGCGUGCAUGGUUCAGAUCAUCAAUUUGAUUCAUAACAUCUGAGACUUUGCUUAGAUCACUAUGAGCGUCAUCCUUUGGUGAAUACGCAUAACCAUUAAUGUUCGUAGUUGAAUUAGUCAGGUCUGUAUAAGUAACCCCGUUUCCAGAUGGCAGUUUCACGCUGCCAACAUCGUGUAGGCCAAGGGGUGAAUUCAUAAGAGACGAAGCUGGUCUCAGCAGAGGAUAUGUGUUGCCAAUAUUUGAAUAUACUGUAGAUUGGGUAAGAGACAGCGCGUUGGCAGAGGUAUGGGACGGGUUUUGGUACAUGCCUUUGGGCGUGGUUGAUGUCACGUGAUUUAGAAGAUCGUGGUCGUUAAGCGCUGUUGUUGUCGUUGUGUAUAAUCCAUUGGUUACCAUUGAUGAUGUCACUUGAUUAUUUAACAUGUUCAUAUUAUUAGCCAUAUGUGUAAGUCCUCCAUUCACGACAUUCUGAUUAACAUCUAGUCCCGUAUUGGUCGAGAACAAACCCAGGGAUGGUGACGUCACAUUCGCGGUACUCACGGGAGAUGACGAAGGAUUCACGCGAUACGGGUACUGCGAGCUGCUUGGGUAUCGCGUUUCAGAACUGAACAUUUGUGGGAAUAGGGGAGACAUGUUAUCGCCAUUCAUAGCUGAAAGUAGAGGUGUUUGUUUUGGCGAGGGAAUGAGGUUUUGCGGUAGAUUAUUGUACAUUAAGCUGUUGUCUGCCACGUGAUUGUUCAUUGAUGCUGGAUUCACCAGGUUUUGAAUAGUAUGAAAACUUGGCCACGAAGAUUGAGCUCUUUGCAAUUCU
Messenger RNA from Paramuricea clavata, 5235 nucleotides. Lineage: Eukaryota; Metazoa; Cnidaria; Anthozoa; Malacalcyonacea; Plexauridae. The record is from the annotation of a GenBank genome assembly.